GAAGUAGUGGUGGGCGGGCGGCGUUACGGGUGUGGGUCAGCGCCGACCCGCAGGGUUUAGUGUGCUCUUGUCCGCCGCCCCCGCAGCAUGGAGGUCCCGGGAACUCUCCCCAGUGGCGGUCUCCUCUACUGGGUGGGGGUGCUGAGCGCAGUGUACAUCACCGUGCGGGCCGCCUACCGCCUGCUGGCCGGGCUCCGCGUCUGGGUGCUGGGCAGCCCGGUGGUGCUGGGCCCGGGGCUGGGCGCCUGGGCAGUGGUCACAGGAGCUACUGAUGGAAUUGGAAAAGCCUAUGCAGAACAGCUAGCAAAGCAUGGAAUGAAUGUGGCUCUUAUCAGCAGAUCUCAAGAAAAACUAGAACAGGUUGCCAGUGAAAUAAAAGAGAAAUUCAAAGUGGAAACAAAAAUUAUUGCUGCUGACUUUGGUGAGAGAGAAGAUAUUUACAGUAGAAUUAAAGCAGGACUGGAAGGCCUUGAGAUUGGUGUUUUAGUCAACAAUGUGGGAAUUUCAUACAAUUACCCUGAAUAUUUUCUUGAUGUUCCAGACCUGGAUAAUACAAUCAAUAAAAUGAUAAACAUUAACAUCAUGUCUGUUUGCAAGAUGACACGAUUGGUGCUGCCCAGCAUGCUGGAAAGAUCUACAGGAAUAAUCCUGAAUAUCUCUUCAGCUGCUGGCAUGUAUCCAUCUCCACUGCUCACUCUGUACUCAGCAACCAAGGCUUUUGUGGAUUUCUUCUCUCGAGGCCUCCAUGCGGAGUACAAGAGCAAGGGCAUCAUUGUACAGAGUGUUCUACCGUAUUUUGUGGCUACAAAAAUGUCUAAAAUCCGCAAACCAACCUUUGAUAAGCCCAGUCCUGAAACAUACGUAAGAGCUGCCCUUGGUACAAUAGGCCUGCAGUCCCAAACCAACGGAUGUCUGCCCCAUGCCAUUCUUGGCUGGAUCUUUUCUCUUCUUCCCACCUCAGCAGUCAUCAACUUGACAAUGCAAAAACACAAGCAAUUACGGGCUCGCUACUUAAAGAAAGUGAAGGAAAACUAAGUUGCAGCAACUUGAUCAGAUGUUUUGACAGAUGGUGGCUCAGUACCCACAAUUCAGCACCAAAUAGACUUAAUCACAUUUAAAAUUUUCUAUUGUAGUUUUUACUUUUUAAUGGGACCAAACACCAAUUUGGGGUGGGAUUAUGAUAUAACAUGAUUUCUUUCUAGCCUCGACUUUCCAAUAUUGAUUUCAAAAUAUGCUUGAUUUGUUGGUCAUAUGUGACUGUGAUACUAACUGGAUUUAAUCAUUAGCUUUAUGUGAUGUAUUUAUACCAAUGAAUAAGGAAUUGUAUCCCAGUGCAAGUAGCUUGGUGAUAAAAGACAAAAACCCACAAUAAAGCAAGACAAAGUGCUAGAGGGUCUUAAACUACAUUAUUGAAGUCAGAUGGCCUGUGCUUAGUUAAAAAGAAAAAUGGAAGUUGAGGCCAUCACUUUAAUUUUUUCAUUUUGGAAAAGGCCAGUUAUACAACCACCACCUGUUUUCUGAGUUGUGCUUGUUUGGGUGAAGGGAAGAAUGGUGGCAGUUUGGAUUUCAGGAGAAAACAUGAUUAUUAAAAAAGGAAAGCUAAUGUUCAUUGAUGUAGCCACUCCCCAGCUCAGCUUCAGAGCGCUUGCUAGGAUGCUAUAUGGGUAGUCUUCUCGUGAUGUCUCCCCAUGUCUCACUUAGCAAGCUGUAUGUGUAGUGGGACACCAGGGAGAAGUAUGUGUAACUUCACCUGGGCAGAGCUGCCCGGCUGCUAUGUAUGAGUCUCCAGUAAAACCAUUUCCAGGCUAGUGUCAAGUUAACUCAACUGAGAGAGACCACCCAUUUUUAGUUAUUUUUUGUUUUACAUCCUAAAAGACCACUCAUAGCUUUCAUCUAGUGUACUAAAAUGGAUUCUUGAACCAACAUUUGAUUGGUUUGUGUAAAUUUGAAGGAUAUACUGUAAUCUGUUUUACGAAGUGGAGGGAAGUGAGCCAAAGUAUACAGUGGGAGUGAUUGCUAUAUAUAUUUUAACAUCCUAAAACCGCAAUUGUUUAAAUUCUUGCAUCUUGAAUAUUAAUGCUAACUUUUCAAAAAUAUAUUAUCUUCUGGAUUUGUAAUGACCUUUUAAAAAGAUUGAUGCCUGCUGUAAUCUGUAGACAGUAGUUGCACAAUGUAGGUAAAUGCUAUCAGUUACACGCUGCUUGUUGGUUGAUCUGUAAAACACUGUAUUAGUACUUGAAAUGCAGAUCUUGAAAUUCAGUGCUGUCUUUGUUAGGGCUGCUGGUUAAACUCUUUUUCUGGCACAUGCACCAGUCUGUUCUCCACUGUGGGCCUGCUGAUAUAAGAAGCUGAAUCUUUGAAACCAAUUUCUAAAAAUGAAUGUGCAAAUUAAAAACAAUAAAUGCAUUUAAAUGUAGAGAAGCUGCAGAAUCAAGUGCUUCAAAAGUUUGUUUCUAGGCUGAGCCAUGAAUGUGUUUUUACAAGCGAUUUUUACACCAUGAAAAAAAUCUACUCUGGAAGGGGUGUGUGUUUUUGGAUUACAAAACAUUGGAUUGCUAAAAUAUUGGAUAAUUUUUAAUAGGAUAUGUGAAAUAAAAGCCAUCACGGUUGGUGCCGUUAGGUUGAAAGUUUUAGCCCAGACGGAAUGCUCCAUUGAGGCUGCACUAUCCUUAUCUCACCAUGGGGGAACAUUGAUCAGCGUGUGUGUGUAAAGUCCAUACUGCCCCUGCCUGUCUGUUUGCUCUGUGGAUAAAGAUUUUGUUCUCCAUUGACAUCAAACUCUUUACCAGCCGUAAAUGUACUAAAACUGUACUUUAAAAGUAACUUACAUGGGCAAUAGCUUCAUCAUUUUUAGUGGUGCUAGAAAUCUGUGAUCUGGAGUUUAUUGCCUUUGCGAGAAUAAUUUAAAGCUCUGCUUUUAGGUUAAAUGUGUUGUAUUGAAGCAUGAAGGGGCUAACAUUUCUGUACAUUGAAAAUACAUGAAUACCGAUGCAAUGGUGCUGCUCAGGUAUGAGAUGAGGAUCUUAUCCCAUAGCUUUUAUUUUGGAGUGGGGGUGAUUGAAUGUGGGUGGAUUAGAUUGCAUAAGGCCACUGUUUCUUGGCUUGCUUUGGAGAAGACAUGGGGUUAUUUGACUAACCAAUUCUGUGUAUAUUCUUUUUCUAACACACACACAGAGAACUGAAAUAGUUAAAAUAAAAGAUUUCUCCUGAACGGUUAA
Molecule: messenger RNA, 3218 nt
Organism: Mauremys reevesii (Reeves's turtle)
Lineage: Eukaryota; Metazoa; Chordata; Testudines; Geoemydidae
Gene: HSD17B12
Product: hydroxysteroid 17-beta dehydrogenase 12
Exons: 11
Coding region: 88-1035 (315 amino acids)
Cellular component (GO): endoplasmic reticulum
Molecular function (GO): oxidoreductase activity
Source: RefSeq, a predicted model, not a curated record